Molecule: messenger RNA, 1713 nt
Organism: Blastomyces gilchristii SLH14081
Lineage: Eukaryota; Fungi; Ascomycota; Eurotiomycetes; Onygenales; Ajellomycetaceae
Product: amyloid beta protein binding protein 1
Exons: 2
Coding region: 1-1713 (570 amino acids)
Biological process (GO): protein neddylation
Cellular component (GO): cytoplasm
Molecular function (GO): NEDD8 activating enzyme activity
Source: RefSeq, a predicted model, not a curated record
AUGACUGAAUCUUUCCCUUCAAGCCUUGCGGGGCUCACAUCAAAGGAGCGUAAAUACGACCGCCAGCUGCGAUUAUGGGCCGCCAGUGGUCAGAAAGCUCUUGAAAACUCCAAAAUUCUCUUGAUUAACUCAGACGGCCCUCUGGAUAACGAAUAUCCUGCUGUUCCUGGAGCCGUGGGCGUCGAGACGCUCAAGAACCUCGUGCUGCCUGGAGUUGGGGGCUUCACCAUCGUUGAUCCAGCCAUAGUUACUGAGUCGGACCUGGGGGUAAACUUUUUCCUAGAUGAGGGGAGUCUAGGGAAAUCGAGGGCAAAGGAGACAUGCAAAUUUCUCCUGGAGCUGAACCCAGAUGUCGAGGGAGACUCCUUGGAUAAGCCGAUUGAAGAGCUUCUAAAGGAAGAAAACUUUCUAAAACAAUAUUCACUCAUAGUAAUCACAGCGCCAAUGAGACGUUCUAUGCUCAAAACCAUUUCUGCUGCCGCCAGACAACGCGUGAUUCCCCUAAUCUAUACCCACUCGGUUGGCUUCUACUCUGGUUUUUCACUCCAACUUCCAACCGUAUAUCCCAUCGUCGAAACACACCCAGAUCCAAACUCCGUCCAGGAUCUACGUUUAACCAACCCUUUCCCCGAAUUAGUAGCAGCCACGGCAAAGAUAGCUGAUUUAGAUAGCCUCGAUGAUCACGACCACGGCCAUGUACCGUAUUUACUCUUAUUACUGCACUUCCUCGAGAAAUGGAAGGCGACCCACGAUGGAAACCUACCGCUGAGUUAUAAAGACAAGUCAGCGUUCCGAGAGAUGGUUCGCGAUGGGGCGCGGACGAAUAACUCCACGGGAGGGGAAGAGAACUUCGACGAAGCAGUAGCUGCGGUUUUAAAAAGCAUAAAUCCGUGGUCGCUGAAAAGCAACGUCAGGGAAAUGUUUGACAUGGAGCAGUGUAACAACCUCAACCCAAAGUCCGACAAUUUCUGGAUCAUCGCAUCCGCCAUCAAGUCCUUCUACACUACCCAUGGCGUACUCCCACUCCCCGGCUCACUUCCAGAUAUGAAAGCCCAAUCGGCUGAUUACAUAUCUCUACAAAACAUCUACAAGUCAAAAGCACUCAAGGACCUUGAGGAAGUUGUCGGUAGCGUUCGAGCUCUUGAAGCCCAACUCAGGGGCGAAUCACCACAACCUCCGAUCCCAGAGAAGGAAAUAGAAACAUUCUGCAAGCAUGCUUCUAGUGUCAAGGUCAUCCGUGGCCGUGAUAUCCCCAUCCUCGACUCGAAUACGGACCCAAUCACCCUCAAAGCCAUCCGCCAAGCCUUCCAGCAUCCGGACUCUCUCAUGCCGAUUUUCCUCACCCUGCAAAUUCUCGACACCCUCGUCAGCGAGUACAGAGAAAAAGCCUCAGAACCGCAACCAGAACCCCCGUCAUCUUCAUCACCACCUUUCCUUGACCAGGCUGAUAACUGGGCUGGGGCACAAUCCAAACUCUUCGCACUCUUGGAGACGGAUGGUUACACGCUUGAUGACGAUGUCAAGCUUCGUAUCGCGAAGGCUAUGCAAGAGACGCAGCGCGCGGGUGUGGGAGAGCUGCAUAACAUUUCCUCGCUGACGGGUGGUAUGGUGGCGCAGGAGGCGCUGAAGGUGUUGACGAGACAGUACGUGCCACUGGAUAAUACAUGUAUCUUCGAUGGGAUUGGGAGUCGGGCGGAGAUGUUUAGGCUGUAA